AUGCUGUGCUUGUCAGGGAACGUGCUCCCUUUGAUCAAACUCAUUCCGACGACGCCCUCUUCACCUUUUCAUCACUCUAGAGCGCCCCCAAGGAAAGGGGCUUAUAUAUAA
Messenger RNA from Chondrus crispus (carragheen), 111 nucleotides. RefSeq lists its product as hypothetical. NCBI's taxonomy places the organism in Eukaryota, Rhodophyta, Florideophyceae, Gigartinales, Gigartinaceae. The record is from RefSeq and is a predicted model, not a curated record. Bases 1 to 111 code for a protein of 36 amino acids. The transcript has a single exon.